Messenger RNA from Aspergillus calidoustus, 1002 nucleotides. NCBI's taxonomy places the organism in Eukaryota, Fungi, Ascomycota, Eurotiomycetes, Eurotiales, Aspergillaceae. The record is from the annotation of a GenBank genome assembly.
AUGGAAGCUGCUCGAGAUUCCUGGGAGAUUGAGAAUGCCAUCACUUUGAUCGACCCUCAGCGAGAUGCCCUCUAUCAAUACGAUGAAGAAACCCACAAAGCCCUCAGCAACGCCCGGCCGUGGCAGAAAGACCCUCACUACUUUAAACAUGUCCGCAUCUCCGCCGUCGCUCUUCUGAAAAUGGUCAUGCACGCUCGGUCGGGUGGCUCCCUCGAAGUCAUGGGCCUAAUGCAAGGCUACAUCCUCCCAGAGACAUUCGUCGUAACAGACGCCUUCCGUCUCCCCGUCGAGGGCACAGAAACCCGCGUGAACGCCCAGGAUGAAGCGAACGAGUACAUGGUUUCAUAUCUCCAGGCAUGUCGCGAUGCAGGACGCAUGGAGAAUGCGGUGGGAUGGUAUCACAGUCACCCCGGGUACGGCUGCUGGCUAUCAGGCAUUGAUGUCACGACGCAAGACAUGCAGCAACUCGGCGGGGCAUUCGUUGCCGUCGUCGUUGACCCCGACCGAACCAUAUCGGCAGGUAAGGUAGACAUUGGUGCAUUUCGGACAUACCCAAAGGACUACGUGCCGCCAAAAUCGGAGCAAGAAGAGGAGGAGUUCCAGACGGUACCCCUUUACAAGGCUGAAGACUUCGGAGCGCACGCCGGCCAGUACUAUCCGCUCGAAGUGACGACCUUCAAAAGUGCCCUAGACACAGAAAUCCUCGAUCGUCUAUGGAAUAAGUACUGGGUCACCACACUCAGCCAAAGCCCUCUGUUCACUACCCGCGAUUAUGGAAGCAAGCAGAUGCUCGAUCUCAGCCAAAAAGUCCGCCGGGCAACCCGAGGCAUGGAAGGCUCCCGGGGCAGCGGCUUGGGCCAGGCCAAAGACCAACAGCUUGAUAAAAUAGCACGAGACAGUCAGCGGAUUGUGUCUGAGGAAGUAAAGGGGCUGCUGGCAGCCGAGGUGAAGAUGCAGCUUUUCCAGAAUGUCGGCGAAGAGUCGACGGCAAAAGUGAAAUAG